Messenger RNA from Prunus armeniaca (apricot), 1851 nucleotides. Lineage: Eukaryota; Viridiplantae; Streptophyta; Magnoliopsida; Rosales; Rosaceae. The record is from the annotation of a GenBank genome assembly.
AUGGCUUCCAUGGAACAACCCUCACCUCUGAAGCGGCGUGAGGCUUCUGCGUCAAGAAAAGAUGAUAAACUUAUCAUAACUCCUUUAGGAGCUGGUAAUGAAGUCGGCCGCUCUUGUGUGUAUAUGUCCUACAAAGGGAAAACUGUGUUGUUUGAUUGUGGAAUUCACCUCGCAUAUUCGGGCAUGGCUGCUUUGCCGUACUUUGAUGAGAUUGAUCCUUCCACAAUUGAUGUCCUCCUCGUUAGUCAUUUUCACUUGGAUCAUGCUGCUUCUCUACCUUACUUUCUUGAGAAGACCACAUUCAAGGGCCGAGUCUUUAUGACUUAUGCAACAAAGGCCAUCUACAAGUUGCUUUUGACGGAUUAUGUGAAAGUGAGCAAAGUUUCAGUUGAAGAUAUGUUGUUUGAUGAGCAGGACAUAAAUGCCUCAAUGGAUAAAAUUGAGGUUAUUGAUUUCCAUCAAACCGUAGAGGUUGAGGGCAUUCGAUUUUGGUGCUAUUCUGCUGGUCAUGUCCUUGGUGCUGCUAUGUUUAUGGUUGAUAUUGCCGGCAUUAGAGUCCUGUACACUGGUGAUUAUUCACGUGAAGAAGACCGGCAUCUUCGUGCUGCUGAGACCCCACAGUUCUCGCCUGAUGUGUGCAUUAUUGAAUCCACGUAUGGUGUACAGCACCAUCAACCCCGGCACAUCAGAGAGAAGCGAUUCACUGAUGUUAUCCAUUCAACCAUCUCUCAAGGGGGUCGUGUCUUAAUUCCUGCUUAUGCACUUGGCCGUGCCCAAGAACUUCUCCUGAUCCUUGAUGAGUAUUGGGCAAGCCAUCCUGAGCUCCAAAAUAUUCCUAUUUAUUAUGCUUCCCCACUUGCAAAAAGAUGUCUAUCUGUAUAUGAGACAUACACCCUUUCCAUGAACGAUAGAAUCCGCAAUGCAAAGUCAAAUCCCUUCAUAUUCAAGUACGUAUCACCACUAAAGAGCAUUGAAAAUUUCAAAGAUGUAGGCCCGUCAGUGGUGAUGGCAAGCCCUGGUGGUCUUCAGAGUGGGCUGUCAAGGCAGCUAUUUGAUAAGUGGUGCUCUGAUAAGAAAAAUGCGUGUGUUAUUCCAGGUUUUGUGGUUGAAGGGACACUAGCUAAAACAAUCAUCAAUGAACCGAAGGAGGUAACUCUUAUGAAUGGACUCAGUGCUCCUCUCAACAUGCAGGUCCAUUACAUUUCAUUCUCUGCUCAUGCAGACUCUGUUCAGACAACUGCAUUUUUGGAAGAGCUGAGGCCUCCUAAUAUAAUCCUUGUUCAUGGAGAAGCUAAUGAGAUGGGGAGGCUCAAACAGAAGCUGAUGACCCCAAAAAUGGCAAAAGCUAUUGGAAGGCUUGCUGAGAAGACCCCUGAAGUUGGUGAAAGUGUCAGCGGUUUUACUGAGUCUUCAGUGGAUGAGGAAUCUGGAGUGCCAACAUUGCGAGUGCAUGAUCGGGUGACGGUGAAGCAGGAUACAGAUAAACACAUUUCAGUACAUUGGUCGUCAGAUCCUAUAAGUGACAUGGUGUCAGACUCCAUUGUGGCUCUUAUUUUGAAUAUCAACCGAGAAGUCCCCAAGGUAGUUGUUGAAUCAGAGGACGUAAAAACUGAGGAAGAGAACGGGAAGAAGGUGGAAAAGGUCAUUCAUGCACUUCUUGUAUCACUCUUUGGGGAUGUGAAGCCUGGAGAAAAUGGGAAACUAGUGAUUAGGGUUGAUGGGAAUGUGGCACAGCUUGAUAAACAGAGUGGGGAUGUUGAGAGUGAAAAUGAAGGUCUCAAGGAAAAAGUAAAGGUGGCAUUUCGUCGAAUCCAAAGUGCAGUGAAGCCAAUCCCUCUCUCUGCAACUUAG